AUGCCAUAUGCAUUGUCCUCUUCCUCCGGCGACUCCCUCUCCCGACUGCCCACAAGCACCCCCUCCUCACCACCCCCAACCGCCCCCGGAAGCCCACCAAACAGGGCUGCAAACAACGACGACAAACCCAAGAUGAGCUACACCAAACUCCGCGAGGAACAGAUCCUCGCCGCCGAAGAAGAAAAAGCCCGACUCGAAAACAACCAAGCCGAAGACAAACGGCGCAAAAAGGGCCGCAACAAGAAGCACGGCGACCUCAGCAAGAAAGAGCGCGAGGCCAAAGCCAAAGACCUCGACCAGCUGCUGGCGCAGAGCGCGGCGUUCAGCAGUAUCCUGACCAACAAGACCAAAGUGCUGGGGCGGGUGGGCACGAGCUUGGAUGGCAAGACGAUUGGCGAGCAUGACUUGACGAUGGCGACGCAGCCAAAGUGUUUGGUGGGCGGGACGAUGCGGGAUUAUCAGCUCGAGGGGCUGACGUGGAUGUAUGAGAUUUGUAUUCAGGGGAUGAGUGGGAUUUUGGCGGAUGAGAUGGGGUUGGGCAAAACGGUGCAAACCAUCUCCCUCAUCGCGCUCCUCCGCGAACAGGAAAACUACCUCGGCCCGCACCUCAUCGUGGCCCCGCUGAGCACGCUGUCAAACUGGAUGGACGAGUUCCGCCAAUGGGUCCCGUCCAUCCCCGUGGUCAUGUACCACGGCACACCCCAACAGCGCAGCGACAUCUUCCGCACGCAAAUCACGCGCCAUCUGCAGGGCGGGCGGCCGACGGAUAAGUUCCCGGUGGUGUGCACGAGCUACGAGAUGGUGCUGAAGGACCGCGCGGCGCUGUCCAAGAUCAACUGGGAGUUUAUUAUUAUCGACGAGGGCCACCGGAUGAAGAAUUUCGAUUCAAAACUCUUCCGCGAGCUCAAGUCGUUCACCUCGGCCACGCGCCUGCUGAUCACGGGUACCCCGCUGCAGAACAACCUCAAAGAGCUGUGGUCGCUGCUCAACUUUUUACUGCCCAAGAUCUUCCGCGACUGGGAGGCGUUUGAGAGCUGGUUUGAUUUCAGCGAUUUAGAGGACGAAGAAGGCACCGAGGAGUUCAUCGCCGACAAGACGAAGCAAGAGCUAGUCAAGAAGAUGCAUGUCGUGUUGCAACCGCUGCUGCUGCGCCGGGUGAAAGCGGAUGUGGCCAAGUACCUGCCCAAGAAGCGCGAGUAUGUGUUGUAUGCGCCGAUGACUAAGGAGCAGACGGAUCUGUAUAAUGUCAUUAAUGACAAGAAUAUCGAUACGCGGGCGUAUCUGGAGAAUAAGGUGGUUGAGCGGCUCACGAAGCCGUCGCCUAGUCGGAGCACGCGGUCGUCGAGGUCGAGCAGUGCCAGGGCGCCUGAGACUAAGAGGGUUGCGGCUGAGAAGGCGUCUGCGGUACCAGACAAAGCUAUCCCUUCCAAGUCGAAAAGUGCAGCACCGGUAAAGAACGCAUUCAGUCUGAUGAUGGGCAAGCCGCCUCCGCGCGGUCGGUCCAAGGUGGCCGAGCCGAAGGAACAAGAGGUCGUGGAACCGAAAAAGGGGGCUAAAAGAAAAAGCCCAGCGGCCGAGUCGCCGGCGCCGAAGAGCAGCAAGUCUAGCCGACAGUCGACUCCGGCCAGCGCGCGGGGCCGACCGAGGGGGCGCAAGUCGUAUGCUGAGGCGGAUUCGGACGAUGAUUUGCUGGAUGACGACGAGUUUGAGGCCAAGCUGGCGGAAGAGUUGGAUGGGGAGGUUAAGGUGGAGGAGGUGGUUACGAGUCAGGAGGACUUUGAGCGGGCGCAGACUCUUGAGGUUGCUAAACGCGAAAUCUCCAACAAGAAACUGGGCAACCCCCUGCUGCAGCUCCGCCUCGUCUGCAACAGCCCGCACAACUUCUACAACCCCUGGGCCAGCGACACCGCACAGCCCAUCGACGAGAGCAUCGUGACCUCGUCAGGCAAGAUGCUACUACUGGACCGACUCCUACCAGCCCUCUUCCAGCGCGGCCACAAAGUCCUCAUCUUCUCCCAGUUCAAAACCCAGCUCGACAUCAUCGAAGACUACUGCACCGGCCUCCGCCACUGGCCCAUCUGCCGCAUCGACGGCGGCGUCGCCCAAGACGACCGGCGCGAGCAAAUCCACGAGUUCAACACCAACCCCGACCGCAAGCUCUUCCUCCUGUCAACCCGCGCCGGCGGGCAGGGCAUCAACCUCGCGAGCGCCGACACCGUGAUCCUCUUCGACAGCGACUGGAACCCGCAGCAGGACCUGCAAGCCCAAGACCGGGCGCACCGCAUCGGACAGACACGGCCGGUGGUGGUCUACCGGCUGGCUACCAAGGGCACAGUCGAGGAGGAACUACUGAUGAGUGCGGAUGCGAAGCGGCGGUUGGAGAAGCUGGUGAUUAAAAAGGGGGGGUUCCGCACGAUGGGGCAGAAGAUGGAUAUGCGGGAGGAGGAUCUGGACCGGGAGACGCUCAAGGCUUUACUGCUGAAAGAUGGGCAGGUGUAUAACUUGUCCGGGGAGGAAAAGGAGGUGCUGAGUGAGCGGGACUUGGGGGUGUUGUGUGAUCGGAGUGAUGAGGCGUAUGAGCGGGCGGCUGUGGGAGAGGGGAAUGCCGAUGGGUAUACUGUUAUUGAGACGGGGGCGGGGGGUAUUACCCGCAAGGGGAAGUAA
Messenger RNA from Dichotomopilus funicola, 2664 nucleotides. RefSeq names its product lymphoid-specific helicase. NCBI's taxonomy places the organism in Eukaryota, Fungi, Ascomycota, Sordariomycetes, Sordariales, Chaetomiaceae. The transcript is spliced from 3 exons. Bases 1 to 2664 code for a protein of 887 amino acids. Gene Ontology annotation, molecular function: ATP-dependent chromatin remodeler activity; ATP binding; DNA binding. Gene Ontology annotation, cellular component: nucleus. The record is from RefSeq and is a predicted model, not a curated record.